AUGUCGAUGUCGAGAGGCCGGGUUGAAGACACGUAUGAAGCACAAAAUGACCAGCGCCUAGAUGAACUUCAUUCCAAGAUACGUACGUUGCGUGGCAUUACUACCGACAUUAACGACGACGUUGAACGACAGAAUUUAAUGCUUGAUGAUACGGGGAACUCAUUCUCCUCGUUCGGCGCUACGUUGGCACAGACGUCUCGACGGACCGGGCAAGCAUUCGGUAUAGGCCAGGGCGGGUUGAAGUCAUGGCGAGCAGCCAUGUACGUCGUCCUAGGAUUCAUUGGGCUGUGGCUGUCUCUGAAAAUCUUUUGGUGGUGGCGGUCUGGGUGA
Molecule: messenger RNA, 330 nt
Organism: Guyanagaster necrorhizus
Lineage: Eukaryota; Fungi; Basidiomycota; Agaricomycetes; Agaricales; Physalacriaceae
Exons: 3
Coding region: 1-330 (109 amino acids)
Source: RefSeq, a predicted model, not a curated record